Molecule: messenger RNA, 1080 nt
Organism: Clonostachys solani
Lineage: Eukaryota; Fungi; Ascomycota; Sordariomycetes; Hypocreales; Bionectriaceae
Source: the annotation of a GenBank genome assembly
AUGGCUCCCGGUUCCCGCCAUGGCAAGGUGAGGCCGUCAGAUGUGGCGGCUGAUACGAAGAAAAACUUCAUCAACUUAAUCAACCGUGAUUACUCCAAGUUGUUCCCGCCAUACUCCGUUCUAUACCCCCACCCCAAAUCCCUAGAGCUCCAACGCUGGACCUACAGCACGCGACCCCCUAUCUUUGUCGUGGAGACUGGCGACCCCGUGUCCAGGGCUAUCGAAUGGGGCAUGAUGGACGAACAGAGCGAUAAGGUUAGCGGAAGAAACAGAAUCAAUAUCCCUUUCAUUUGCGCCGCCAACGAGCGCCGGGCUGGAGGAGACUGGGAAACCAGCUGCGCGGGCUAUGAGGAGAAGCUGUGCCGACGGAGCAACCUCUCUGCAACCCUCAAGUCGCCCUGGCCAGGCCAAAACAACGUGUCCUCCCACUACCCCAUCCCCUCGGGCGGCGGCAUCUUCUCCAGCUCGGUUGUCGUCUACCGCGGUGAGGCGGAGCGCUACGACAAGUACAACAAAUGGUUCGACAUGCCCGUCAUAUCAAUUCCCCCGACCCGCUGGCCUAAGCUUAAGGACAACGGCACCAAGUACUCCUUCUCUGAGGAGCGCGAGAUGAUGCGGGAGAAGAUGGGUGGCGCCCUCCGGAUCUGCCUUUUCAACGGCUACACUCGCGUCGUCAUCGGCGACUUUGGCCUCGGUAACGGCCACCGCAACCCGCCGCAGGAGGUGGCCGAGAUCUGGCGCGACCUCUUUCUCUUCGACCCUGAUCUGCGCGGCCAGUUCGCCUACGUCAGCUUCAUCUUCGACGACCCCAACCAGAGCACCGCGCGUCUGAUCCUCGAUGAGCUGACCAAGAAGGCCUCGAAGAGUAGCAGCGGCAAAGGUCGUCACCGGACCUCUGGCGGCUCUACCUCAUCAUCGCGGACCUCGGGAAGCUCUAGCUCGUCGUCGUCGCGGAGCUCUAGCUCUUCGAUCACCGACAAACGCAUCUUCGAGCAAGUUUUCGACCAGACGGAGAUUGAGCGUGUCCUGAGCCGGCCGGACCCGCGGUACUCGUUGGAGACCAUCACGCAUGGGGGAUGA